AUGGAGAAGGUUGACGACGGUCUUAUUAUUGAUGACCCCUACCCUGGUCUGGACCUGGAAACGUGCAAGGACAGAUUGGAACAAGCCGAGGAAGAUCUACAGCAAUGCCAGAAUCCACCCCCGGGCGAUCAGAAUACAACCCCUUCGUGUGGCGGGACGCACCGCCAACGUUCUAGGGACUGGAAGGUGUUUUGUGACCAUGCUACACAGGGUUCUGGGACGCAGCCAAUAGGAGAGUAUACCACGAGUACCUUGGCGGAAUGUAUCGACCUGUGUGCUAGGAUGCAAAGCGAAGAUUGCAAGAUAGCCGUCAAGAUGCCUUAUCCGAGCAAUAACUGCAAAUUGUCUAAGGGACCCCUCACGGGGACCUACCAAAGUCAAGGUGCCCAGUUCGCCGUGAUGCAGUAA
Aspergillus tanneri is the source of this 408-nucleotide messenger RNA. RefSeq lists its product as uncharacterized. Bases 1 to 408 code for a protein of 135 amino acids. The transcript is spliced from 3 exons. Lineage: Eukaryota; Fungi; Ascomycota; Eurotiomycetes; Eurotiales; Aspergillaceae. The record is from RefSeq and is a predicted model, not a curated record.